UAACUGCCCGCUAAAAUAUCUGACUGCUGCCCGUUGCCAGUCCCUAUUUCACCAUCUCUCUGACACGGUCAACUGCCCGCCCUUCCCCCAAUCCCCACCAUGGGCAGCUCCAAACUCCAAUAAACCCCUCCUUCAAGCGCCUCCCUCAUUGACGACACUACUUGAUUGUAAAACUUCACCAUUCAGCCACCACCACCUACACCAAAGGUGGUGCAUGAAAUAUGGUGGAGUUCCUCCGUUGGGAUUGACGGCGCCACCACUGACAUCUAUACAUAUAUAAGCUUGAGAGAGAGGGUGGACGAAGAAUGGGUCAGGGGCUUAGUUGCAGAACAAGUGAUGAACAUGGUCUUUUCACAGCUGUUCAGUUCGGGGAUUUAGAUACGGUUGAGGCCGUGUUAGAGAGAGACCCGUCUCUUAUUCACCGGACCACAGUGUUCGACCGCCACUCUGCUCUUCAUAUCGCUGCUGCCAAUGGCCGGAUCGAGAUUGUUUCAAUACUUUUGGAUGGAUCUGUUAAUCCAGAUUUGUUGAAUCGACACAAGCAGACUCCGUUGAUGUUGGCUGCAAUGCAUGGGAAGAUCUCUUGUGUGCAAAAGCUAAUUCAAGCUGGGGCCAAUAUUUUGAUGUUUGAUUCACUAAAUGGACGAACAUGCUUGCACUAUGCUGCAUACUACGGCCAUACUGAUUGCCUCCAAGCCAUUCUCUCCGCUGCCCACAACUCCCAAGUUUCCAUUUCUUGGGGAUUUUCUCGAUUUGUGAAUAUUAGAGAUGGUAAAGGAGCAACCCCAUUGCAUUUGGCAGCUCGUCAAAGACGGCCUGAAUGUGUGCAUAUUUUGUUAGACAAUGGUGCCCUGGUUUGUGCCACGACUGGUGGAUACGGAUUCCCGGGUAGUACUCCACUUCAUUUGGCUGCAAGAGGGGGUUCCUUAGAUUGCAUCCGUGAAUUGUUGGCCUGGGGUUCUGAUCGACUUCAUAGAGAUGCAUCUGGGAGAAUACCAUACACAGUUGCUCUAAAACAUAAGCAUGGAGCAUGUGCAGCCUUGCUGAAUCCUUCAUCUGCUGAGCCUCUUGUCUGGCCAUCGCCUUUGAAGUUCAUUAGUGAGCUUAAUCAGGAUGCAAAAGCUUUAUUAGAGCAGGCCUUAAUGGAGGCAAAUAAGGAGAGGGAGAAGAGCAUCUUAAAGGGGACAACUUACAUGCCACCAUCUCCUUCCCAUUCUGAUGUUGGUGUUGAUGACAGCAUCUCCGAGGCCAGUGACACGGAGCUGUGUUGCAUAUGCUUCGAUCAAGUCUGCACAAUUGAAGUCCAAGAAUGUGGCCACCGGAUGUGUGCACAAUGCACCCUAGCCUUGUGCUGUUAUAACAAACCAAAUCCAACAACUGCAUGCCUAACCGCGCCAGUUUGCCCUUUUUGUCGUAGCUGCAUUGCUCGGUUGGUUGUUGCAGAGGUUAAAACCGACCAAAAUACUGAAUGCGAUUUAAAUUCCCCAAAGCUCAAAAGGUCAAGGAGGUCACGGAACUUCAGCGAGGGAAGCAGCAGUUUUAAGGGCUUAUCAGCAGUUAGCUCGUUUGGCAAAAUUGGUGGCCGCGGUUCAGGAAGGAUUGCUGCUGAAAAUGCAUGGGUUGAUAAGCCAUUAAGCCUUGACACAUAGUAAAUUUGGUAUCAAGUUCCACGUGAGCACCAAGGAUUCAAAGUCAAUUCGGACCCAUUGGGGUAUGUAUAGAUAGCUGUUGAUUUGCAUUGUAGAUUUGGGAAAUAAGCGAAGUAAAGUGAUUUGCAGGUUUGGGUUGGUGAGUAUGGUUUGUGUGGGUCACAUUGCUGUAAUCAGUUUGUUUACUUCAGCUUGAAGAAGCAGUGGUGCCUUGAAGGCCUGUUAGUUACCUGAAUAGACAUCAAUUCUUUUCAUACAAUUCAAUAUUCUUCAAUGUCUGCUACCUACUUAACCUGUUAUAUAAACCAACCUUGGAUAGUGUCAAGCUAUGGUCCGAAAAGUUGACCCCACCUACCCUACCC
Molecule: messenger RNA, 2011 nt
Organism: Ilex paraguariensis (yerba mate)
Lineage: Eukaryota; Viridiplantae; Streptophyta; Magnoliopsida; Aquifoliales; Aquifoliaceae
Source: the annotation of a GenBank genome assembly